CAGGGGAGCGCCACUCAACUUCCAUUUGUCAAACGAGGCUGACUAGCAAUGGUCAAAGCUGAGCACUACUUGAGCCAAUAACUCUACCAUCUCUACCACCACCAACAAACAUCGUCAACAUGGUGUUAUCUACUGACAACUCUGCCAACAACAUGACUGAGGCCAGACUGAGCAGUGUGCUGGCAGAGGCCUCCAGGGUCGCCUCUGAGGCAGCCAAGAAGAACCUCGACUUCCAGACUCGCAGCCUCACUGUCAUUCAUGGCAAACUCUCCGACCUGAAGCCCAAGGUGCGGACGUUCGUGGAGGAGAGCGCCAGACUUUGUCGACCAGAGAACGUGCACAUCUGUGAUGGCAGUGAACGUGAGCUGCGCCACCUGUUGAACGUGAUGCAACAAGCGGGCAUGAUCGAGCAUCUGCCCAAGUACAAGAACUGCUGGUUGGCUCGCACUGACCCCGGAGAUGUUGCUCGCGUGGAAAGCAAAACGUUCAUUGUGACCAAAAACCGAAGAGACACCAUUCCUACCCCUAAGGAAGGCGUCAAGGGCCUUCUGGGCAACUGGAUGUCUUAUGAGGAUCUGAAAAGCGCCGUCCAGGAACGUUUCCCCGGCUGUAUGUCUGGCAGGACCAUGUAUGUCGUGCCUUACUCCAUGGGACCCGUAGGUUCAUCGCUCUCCAAGAUCGGCGUUGAGGUCACAGACUCUCCCUAUGUUGUGGCCUCUAUGCGCACCAUGACGCGGAUGGGCGGUAAGGUGCUGGAAACUCUGGAUCAAGAAGAUUUCGUCAAGUGCCUUCACUCAGUUGGUUGUCCACUGCCCCUCAAGAAGACUCUUGUUAACAACUGGCCCUGUGACCCCGCCCGAACCAUCGUCACCCACGUCCCCGACACUAACGAGAUCGUUUCCUUUGGCUCGGGUUACGGAGGCAACUCGUUACUGGGCAAAAAGUGUUUUGCUCUGCGCAUUGGUUCCAACAUUGCCAGACGUGAAGGUUGGUUGGCUGAACACAUGCUCAUCCUGGGCAUCACCAACCCUGAGGGCAUCAAGAAGUACAUUGCUGCCGCUUUCCCCUCUGCCUGUGGCAAGACCAACUUGGCUAUGAUGACACCGUCUCUGCCCGGCUACAAAGUAGAGUGCGUGGGUGAUGAUAUCGCUUGGAUGAAAUUUGACGAGGAUGGUGUCUUGCGUGCCAUCAACCCUGAAAAUGGCUUCUUUGGCGUGGCUCCCGGCACCUCCAUGCACACUAAUCCUGUAGCCAUGAAGACGGUUCUCUCCAACACACUCUUCACCAAUGUUGCCAAGACGAGUGAUGGAGGUGUGUUCUGGGAGGGCCUGGAGAAGGAGAUUGACAACGACGUCACCAUCACAUCCUGGCUGGGAGAUACAAAUUGGAGUAAAGAAUCUGGCAAGCCAGCCGCUCACCCCAACUCCAGAUUCUGCACCCCAGCCGGCCAGUGUCCCAUCAUUGACCCCGCCUGGGAAGAUCCUAAGGGCGUACCCAUCUCUGCCAUUCUCUUCGGUGGAAGACGUCCUCAAGGUGUGCCCUUGGUGUACGAGGCCUUCAACUGGAAGCACGGCGUCAUGGUGGGAGGAAGCAUGAGAUCCGAGGCGACGGCAGCAGCUGAACACAAGGGUAAGGUCAUCAUGCACGACCCCUUCGCCAUGAGACCAUUCUUCGGUUACAACUUCGGUCACUACCUUCAACACUGGCUGAGUAUGGAGACCCGCACAGACAAGCCUCUUCCCAAGAUCUUCCACGUCAACUGGUUCCGCAAGAGUGAAAAGGGACGCUUCAUCUGGCCAGGUUUCGGGGACAAUGUGCGCGUCUUGGACUGGAUCCUGAAGCGUGUUGACGGUGAGGACGUGGCAGAAGAGAGCGCCGUAGGACUCCUGCCAAAGGCGUCCUCCAUCAACAUGGAUGGCCUGGAACACGAGAACGUUGAUAUGGAUGAGCUGUUCAGCCUUCCUAAGGAGUUCUGGGAGCAGGAAGUGCGCGACAUCGCUAAGUACUUUGACGAACAAGUUGGCGACGAUGUGCCUAACGAGGUGCGGGAACAACUCAAGAUGUUGGGGAAGAGAAUCGAGAAAAUGUAAACAUUUUGAAGAUAGUGCAGCUGGAGUCACGAAGCUGCGAGCUUCUGUAGAGACAAUCAUUUUAUUCAAUGGCAAUGCUAGUCGGACUCGACUUACCCACCGAGGACACUCCACAUACGGUUUCUUAUAAAUACUUCUCUUGUUGAAGCCAUCAGUGUAUUGUCUCGGUCUAUUUCAUGAUGCUGUCUGAAGGCUUCCUCGUAAUAUUGACUUAAGGUGGUCAGCCUCUAGGGGUUUCUUCGCAUAUCAAUGGAUUGCACAUUUACCUCAUUAUCAAAUGGCACUUUUAAUGCUACUUUAGCGUUAAAUCACUUCUUUCCCUCAGCUGUGCUGGUGGAUUCUUUGCGUGGGUUUUACUGCGCUUGGUCUUCUGUAUAUGUGAUAUAUUUCUAUCCUUUUAAGGACAAAAUACAUUAUGAUAUUUUUUAUACAUGUCAA
Messenger RNA from Homarus americanus (American lobster), 2528 nucleotides. RefSeq names its product phosphoenolpyruvate carboxykinase, cytosolic [GTP]-like. Gene Ontology annotation, cellular component: cytosol. Gene Ontology annotation, molecular function: manganese ion binding; phosphoenolpyruvate carboxykinase (GTP) activity; GTP binding. Bases 120 to 2090 code for a protein of 656 amino acids. NCBI's taxonomy places the organism in Eukaryota, Metazoa, Arthropoda, Malacostraca, Decapoda, Nephropidae. Gene Ontology annotation, biological process: gluconeogenesis; response to starvation; propionate catabolic process. The record is from RefSeq and is a predicted model, not a curated record. The transcript is spliced from 3 exons.